AUGGUUAUUAUAGUCGGUCGGAUAUGUCUUCGGACGAGUGUUGUGGUGCUCGCCUUUGCGGGCGAUGCUUCGGCGAGGGUUGCGGGCAAAAUGGGUGGCUAUUCCAACAAGAUGGGAGGAAAAUCCACGAGCGGAAUUAACGAAGAAAUAAUUUGGAUAAGCAUAAGCAUGGCAAUAGCCAUAGCGGUUCUAAUAGCAAUCGCCUUGUGCUAUAUCCUCAAGGAGAAAUGUUCGAAGCGUCAAUCAUACAGAGAGCAGUCA
Iphiclides podalirius (scarce swallowtail) is the source of this 261-nucleotide messenger RNA. The record is from the annotation of a GenBank genome assembly. NCBI's taxonomy places the organism in Eukaryota, Metazoa, Arthropoda, Insecta, Lepidoptera, Papilionidae.